Caenorhabditis sp. 36 PRJEB53466 is the source of this 2165-nucleotide messenger RNA. The record is from the annotation of a GenBank genome assembly. NCBI's taxonomy places the organism in Eukaryota, Metazoa, Nematoda, Chromadorea, Rhabditida, Rhabditidae.
AUGUGCGGAAUUUUCGGUGUUGUUGCUGCUGGAAAUUGUGAAAAACUCAACAUUUUGGCCGCCAAUGGACUCUCAGCGCUUCAGCACAGGUAAAUACGUUUCCCUAAUUCGCGUCUUGAUGUACUCUCCUCAAAUGUAUUUACAAAAAUAAUUGGAAAAUGUAAACUUCCUAAUUGUAUCCAAGCCAGUGUGAUCUGACUAGACGUCAAUGGAGAAGCCGUCAUUUUUGCGUCGUGAAUACGCUGAAUCGCCAACAAUUGAAGCAAGUUGAUGAUUGGAUGAAAUAGACGCGUAGGGUGGAAUCGAGCUGUGGCCACUCUGGUGGCAGCCGUAAACAGCCACUCGACCACAAAGCUAGGACGAGGAGACGGCGGAAAGGGGGUUGACAUGACUGCGGCGGAAGGAGUACUGCGGUGGAGAGAAUACGUGUUGAAAAAAUGAUUUCCGGCAAGAAAUAGCUGGAAAAAGUUGAACAAAUUAGUUGUAUUUACAUUUUGAAAUACAAUUUCAGAGGCACAGAAUCGUCGGGACUAGUUGGAUCCGAUGGGGUGAGCCGGGACCACGUGGAAAUAGUGAAAGGGAACGGACUUGUCCGGGAUGUGUUCACCGAAGAAAACAUUGCAAAACUGGAGGAAAGCAACAUUAUAAUCGGCCAUAACCGGUAUUCGACGGCAGGAAAGAAAAAAUCCGGUAUCAAUUGCGUGCAGCCUUUCGUCGUUUACACUGCAAUGGGUACGGUAGCAAUUGCUCACAACGGAGAGUUGGUGGAUGCGAAUCGGAAGAGAAAAGAAGUACUUCAUGAGGGAGUGGGACUGUCCACAGACACCGAUUCGGAGCUCAUUGCUCAGAUGAUUGCGAAGGCGAUCGCGUUGAAUGUGAAGUGCAAUACUGGCCAAGACGUCGGAGACAUAACAAGGGUUCGUGGAUUCAGUUCUACAGUAUCAUCUUGGGCUUUUUCUUAGUAGAAAACAAAACCUCUUCCCACUUGAGUUGAUUUCCAGGAGCUAGCAGUGACGAUGUCUGCCCUGAACAUGUCCUAUUCCUUGUUGGUCAUGACAUUCGAUCGAUUGUAUGCAAUCCGUGACCCUUUCGGAAACCGUCCCUUGUGCGUCGGUACCGUACUUUCAAAGGACGGAACGAUUCCGACGGCCUACUGUGCUUCCUCGGAGUCUUGUGCAUUUCCGGCCAAUGCGAAGCUUGACUUUGAAGUCAGACCUGGCGAAAUUGUGGAGUUAUCCGGCAAUGGGAUCAAGUCUGUUUGGCAGGUAUGAACUUUCCAGUAUCAGAAGAAUCUUUAAAUUUAAAACACUAACAUAAGAACUCCUCGUUUCCAGAUGAAACCGAAUGCUCCGUUGGCGAUGUGCAUCUUCGAGUACGUCUAUUUCGCCCGUAACGAUUCGGAAAUCGAAGGCCAACAAGUGCAGACUGUCCGCGAGGAAUGCGGGCGGACGAUGGCUCUCGAGGAUGACAUCGAGGCAGACAUCGUCGGAAACGUUCCGGAUUCUUCGCUGAGCGCCGCGAUCGGAUACGCUUCCCAAUCGGGAAUCCCAUACGAACCCUGUCUUCAUCGCAAUUCCUACGUCGGACGAUCGUUCAUUCAGCCGAACGAUCAGAUGCGUCAGAAUGCGAUCAAUAUGAAAUUCGGUACGCAUUUUUCAAAAAUUUACGGGAAAAGCAGACGAAUGUUUCACAUUUUAGGAGUUUUGAAGAAAAAGGUUCAAAACCAGAGAAUUGUGCUUGUGGAUGACUCAAUUGUCCGCGGGAAUACCAUGCGAACUCUGGUCAGAAUGCUAAGAGAUGCCGGAGCCAAAGAGGUCUUUUACAGGGUUGCAAGUUCGCCAUAUUGAUAAUCUCGUUGCAGGUCCACUUGCGGAUCGCCUCUCCGCCUGUCAAGUUCCCGUGUUUUAUGGGAAUCAACAUUCCGACGAGUCUGGAGUUGAUUGCAGCUCAAAAAACUAUUCCAGAGAUUUGUGAAUAUGUGGGAGCCGAUUCGGUCAGAUAUCUUUCUGUGAAUGGCCUCGUCUCGGUAAAAGAAAUUAAUUGGAAAAAAAGUUUGACAAAAAUUGCAGUCCGUACAAAAAGGAAUCGAGCGCACCGUCAACUUCUCCCCGGGUCAUUGUACCGCCUGUCUCACGGGAAAAUAUCCGGUUCCAAUUGAAAUUUGA